GACGGCGCGCCUUUUCCUUCACCGCUGCUGCGGGCACCAGAGGCUGAGGCUCGUUCGGCAGUUUUGAGGGCUUUUUGGGAGCCUUUUCUGAUUAGGCGGGGCAGCGGAGGUGUUCGCACGGUGAUUGGUCCGGCUUGCAUUCCAAACGCUCUGAUUAGCCGAUUGCCGCUGAACUCUGCGUGGCGCGAAGAGGGGGUCUGUUCAUUUUGCUUCCGGCCGGGGACCUGAGCGGGAUGGCCGGGGCGGCUCCGUCGGCGGCUCCCUCGUGGGAGUUCCAGCUGCCUUUGUCUCCCGCCGACUUGCUGCGCGGCGGGGAAGCCUCGCAGUACGUGGUGCAGGAGGUGCUGCCGCUGAAACAGCUCCCGGGGAGCCUCUCAGAAUUCCGGGCAGUGUUCCGCACACAAGGCGCUCUUGCUAUCCUGCAGCAUUUUGAUACUGUCUACAGCAUUUUACACCACUUCAGAGCUGUGGAUUCUGCCGUUAAAGAAGAUGCUCUAGAACUGAUGAUGAAAGUGGCGACCACUCACUCCAGCGACCUGACCUCCGUCUUGAGUGAUGCUGAUCUGGUGCCCUCGGUUCAGGCUCUUCAUCUUAAUGCUCUUAAAAUGAACUGCUAUCUACUUGUACGUCUCGUAGAGGCUUUUGAAACAGAAUCUGGGAAGAGCAACCUGGUGGGGCUGGAUUCCAAGAGGAAGAGCAAGAAGAGCCAGGCUAAAGGAUUUCUGUGGGAGGACGAAAGACAGUCAGUCUUGCAGCUGCUGACGCAAUUACUUCAGCUGGACCUUCAUCGUCUGUGGAACGGCUUGGUCGUGGAGGAAGAAUUUGUCAGUUUAGUGACUAGCAGCUGUUACCGCAUCCUGGAAAAUCCUACCAUUGGGCACCAGAGACAUCGAUCUACACGAGAGGCAGCAAUCCAUCUACUAGGUGUUGCUUUGCGACGUUAUGACCAUAUGCUCAGUGCCACUCUGAAGGUCACACAAAUGCUUCAGCACUUUGAGCAUGUGGCCCCAGUGUUUGUAGAAGCUGUGAGUGUCUGGAUCAAGGAGUAUGGUAUGAAGAGCAUUGUUGGGGAGUUAUUAAGGGAGAUUGGACAGAAGUGCCCUCAAGACCUGGCCCGGGAUGCCUCAGGAAUGAAGGGCUAUGCUGCCUUCCUUACAGAACUAGCUGAACAAAUGCCAGCCAUUGUGUUGGCCAACAUGAGCGUCCUGGUUCAUCACCUGGAUGGAGAGAGCUAUGGGAUGCGUAAUGCCAUUUUGACUGCAAUGGCUGAAGUGCUGCUGCAGGUCCUAAAUGGAGAGCAACUCGAAGAAAGCGCCAGAAGCACAAGGGAUCAGUUCUUGGACACUCUCCAGGCACACACGUGCGAUGUCCAUGGCUUUGUGCGCAGCCGUGUGCUGCAGCUUUUCACCCGAAUUGUGCAACAAAAAGCUCUGCCUUUAACUUGUUUCCAGGCUGUCGUGUGCCUUGCUGUGGGUCGCCUACAGGACAAAUCAGUAACUGUUGUUAAGAAUGCUAUUCAGCUGCUGGCUGCCUUCCUUUCCAACAAUCCUUUCUCCUGUAAGCUGAGCUGCACAGAGUUAACUGAUCUACUUGCAAAAGAAAGGCAGAAACUUCAGGAAAUGAAAAAACGCAGAACCACAGCCGUGGUGAUUUCCCCAGAGGAGGAAUGGGAAGCAAUGCAGCCAGAGAUCCAGGCGACUUUGAAGAGUUGUCUUUCCUCACAGGAACAGGAAGAAGAACUGAACCAGAAUCAGCUUGAGAUGGAGGACUCAGCACAGUUAUCCAAAAGUGUUGUCCAGCUCUUGAGAAAAUCCAAUUACAAGAGUGCCAUCCGUCUGACACAAGAAGGGAUCCACCGCUUCCAAGGAGAGGAACCCUUCACCAGUCCAAGAAGAGAGAGUGAUGAUGAAGGUUUUAUCCUGAGCACACUGAGAACAUUCUACCUAGGUUCCCAGGCUGAAACCAGUGUUCAGGAAUCGACAGAUGAUGUACAGAAUGGUGGGAACAAAGAGCACGUUCUAGAGGAGGAGCAGGCGCCAGCAGAGUUGGUGAAGCAAGAGAUGCUGGUACAAUAUUUACAGGACGCCUACAACUUCUCUGCAAAAAUCACCGAAGCCUUGAGCAUGGUCUCCAAACUGAUGUAUGAAAAUUCAGUCUCUGUGGUACAAGAAGCUAUUGAAUUCUUUGUGGUCGUUUCUCAGUUUGGCAUCCCUCAGGCAGUUCUUGGAGUUCGCCAAAUGCUCCCCCUCAUAUGGUCAAAGGAACCGGGCAUCAGAGAAGCUGUGCUGGAUGCCUACAGGAGGCUUUAUCUAAACCCUAAUGGAGAGACUGAAAGGUUUGCACGAUCCUCUUCCUCAAGCCACAGCACAUGGGAGUGUGUUCACACUCUCUCUCCCCUGAGAAUCUCUGAGUUUGUGCAAAAAGAUGAAAUAAAACCUGCUGUGGUCCAGCUGCUCUGGGAGCGAUUUACGGAGAAAUCACAGUGCUCAGGGUUGGAGCGCCGUGCUGCCCUCAUGCUUUUGGGGAUGAUGGCAAGGGGGAACCCUGAGAUUGUGGGGAGCAACCUUGACGUUUUGGUAAAAGUGGGGUUGGACGAGAGAGCACAUGAAGAUUAUCACCUUGCCCGGGAAGUAUGCCAUGCUAUCUCCAAAAUUGGUAAUAGCCAGAAGCCUGGCCUCGGGAAGAACAGCAGUGCCCCCUUCCGGCUUCUGCAGUCACACAUUCUCUUUGAACGGCUACAAGAGGUCGUGACGGCGGGCUUUGGAAGAUCAAGUGCACACUGGAUCCCAUUCACCGAGACAGCAGUCGCUCUCAUCUAUCAGUUGGCAGAAGGACCUGAGGAAAUAUGUGCUCAGAUCUUGCAGUCUUGCAGCCAACGUGCCUUGGAGAAGCUGCAGGAAUCUGAAAGGACUGAAACAGAACCCGGAUCUUCUCCCAGUGAAACCGGUGGUGAUUCUAGCACGGUGGAUACUGUCGUGUUAACACAUUUGGUCUCCCUCGCGGGGGAUGUGGCUUUGCAGCAGCUUGUACAUCUCGAGUUAUCCGUGAGCAAUGAGCUACGCAGGCGCCGGAUCCUUGGAGAAGAGCAAGAAGCAAAGGAGCAGGCUGCCAGCAAGACAAAGGACAAGAAGAACAAGAGUACUGGGAAUGAGACCACUAUGGAAGAGGACCUUGGGUUGGUGGGGGCCUCUGCUGAGGACGCAGAAGCAGAGCUCAUCCGCACCAUCUGUGAGACGGAGCUGCUGGACGGAAAACAACUUAUUUCCGCCUUUAUUCCCCUGGUGCUCAAGAUUUGCAAUAACCCAGGACUUUACAAUGAUCCAGCCCUCUCAGCAGCAGCUGCCUUGGCCCUUGGAAAAUACUGUAUGAUCAGUGCAGGAUUCUGUGAUGCUCACUUGCGUCUCUUCUUCACGAUGAUGGAAAAAUCCACUCACUCCAGCGUGCGUGCCAACCUCAUGAUUGCCGCUGGGGACCUGGCGAUCCGUUUCCCCAAUGUGGUGGAACCUUGGACGUCCCACCUCUACGCCAGGCUGCGUGACCCUUGUCAGUACGUGAGGCAGACAGCUGCUUUGGUCAUGACUCACCUGAUCCUGAAGGACAUGGUAAAAGUGAAGGGGCAGGUGAGCGAAAUGGCAACGCUUCUUAUUGAUCCAGAGGAAGAGAUCGCGAGACUGGCGCAAAACUUCUUCACUGAACUCUCCAGCAAGGACAACGCUGUGUACAACUUGCUCCCAGAUAUGAUCAGCCGUCUCUCUGACCCAGACUCUGGCAUAGAAGAGCAGCCUUUCCAUACCAUUAUGAGGCAGCUUUUCUCUUUUAUCACCAAAGACAAGCAGACCGAAAGCCUAGUGGAAAAGCUUUGUCAGCGGUUUCGGACAGCUCGGACAGAGCGUCAGCACCAUGAUCUGGCGUACUGCCUUACGUUGCUUCCUCUCACGGAGCGAGGUCUCCGCAAGAUGCAAGACAACUUUGAUUGCUUUGCUGAUAAGCUGCAGGAUGCAACGGUGUACAGUUGUUUCUUGGCUGCCCUAGGCCGGCUUCGCAGGGUGGCCAAUAAGCCUGAGAUGAAGGCUCUUACUGAAGAAUUUGAGCAGAAGCUCCGAACGUGCCACAGCAAGGGCCUGGACUCCUCCGCUGAAACUCCUGGGACAUCCAAAGGCCAAGACCACAGAAAUACAUCUGUCUGCCCUACAGCAAAGAAAGGAGCAUCAAGGUCCCGCCGGCAACCGCUCCGUGCAGCCAACAGAGACACUGGCUCUCCUUUCAUCACUCCAGAACCUCGUCUCUCCAGAUCCCGCAGAAAGACUUCACGGCGCAAAAUUUCUAUUGUCUUCUCUAGCGAUGAGGAGAACGACCUAGAGGAAGAACUCGAAGCUGAACUUACAGAGGAGGAGACACCUUUGAAAACUACCCCCAUUUCUCGCACAUCAUCCCGUCGUGUUCAGUGAUGCUGUUUUUUAGACGCUCUAGGAUAAUGGGGGAAUAAAACUUCAGGUUCCAGAAGACCUGCAUCUCCCAGAUUUUUAUAUGAAGACGAUGCAGAAUGUUUUAGCUUAUAUUUGGAGACCAUGCAUUAUGAUGUGAAGACGGCUCAUCCUCUCAGCUUUAGGCCGAUGGAUGAUGUUAUGUACUGACCCACGUGUACACCUGUCAGCUCUGCUGGGUGGGGCUCCGCCUAUUGCAUGCAACUUCGCCGCCCCACCUGCCAUGCAGGGUUCCAUCACGACCAGAACCUAAAGUGAUUGUUAGGCGGAGGGGGAAGAUGGCUGCAGAGGGAGGCAGAGGCACUCGUGUGCGCGCACCUAGCUUAGAAGGAACCUUGAUACUGAUGCAUAAAGUAAUGAAAAAAACAGUAUAAACCUUCAGUAAAUAUGAGCCAUUUCCUGCUAA
Molecule: messenger RNA, 4890 nt
Organism: Pogona vitticeps (central bearded dragon)
Lineage: Eukaryota; Metazoa; Chordata; Lepidosauria; Squamata; Agamidae
Source: RefSeq, a predicted model, not a curated record